AUGAACUUUGUGUAUAAAAGUUUAAUGUUUAUCGCGUGGACUGAUAAUGACGUCUAUAGUCUUGGAUCAACUCGAACUUGUGCUGGCGGUCAAGGGAAAAAAGUCAAUAAUUCAUUUAGACCCCCAAAACCAUUCGUAGAUUCACAUGAUAGUGAUGGAAGUGCACGCUUCAUUUUCGUUGAUUUUGGACUUUCCAAUCCAUGGAUCGUGAUUUCAUAUAAUGCAUUUUUAUUUUCGUGA
Molecule: messenger RNA, 240 nt
Organism: Acaulospora morrowiae
Lineage: Eukaryota; Fungi; Glomeromycota; Glomeromycetes; Diversisporales; Acaulosporaceae
Source: the annotation of a GenBank genome assembly